Molecule: messenger RNA, 4352 nt
Organism: Gymnodraco acuticeps
Lineage: Eukaryota; Metazoa; Chordata; Actinopteri; Perciformes; Bathydraconidae
Product: interleukin-10 receptor subunit beta-like
Exons: 8
Coding region: 152-1711 (519 amino acids)
Molecular function (GO): protein binding
Source: RefSeq, a predicted model, not a curated record
UUCUGACGUCACUUUGGGCACAAUGUUGACAGCACGUACAUUUCGCUUUUCUUUCUUGGACAUUGAAACGCCUGUCAGCAGCGGUGUGUCGUAACCAUGCCGUGUACGGAAGCUGAGAGACACACACUGCCCGGGCCUUUGUGAGGAAAGGAUGGACUGCCUGCCUCUAGUUCUUUAUCUCAUGUCACUUCUUGAUUCUGUUAUCAGCUCCCUUCCUGCUCCGGUCAAUCUUUCUAUGGAAUCUGUCAACUUCCGCCAUAUCUUGAGUUGGGAUCCUGGUCCCGGCACUCCACAAGGAACACAUUACAAAAUCAUCAAGAGGGUGGAGAAGAAAGCAAGCAAAAAGAAAUGGUCCUCAAAGACUACAUCCAUUAAGCUGAAACUUAAGAGCAAAGUCGAAUAUGAGCUGACUGUCCAGGCGUCUUACAACCAAACCCUGUCUGCAGAGUCCAAACCAUACACCUUCCAACCUAUCACACAAACUAAAAUAGGUCCAACAAAUGUCUCACUACUUGGAUGUGGCAACUGCAUCCAGGUCAACAUUUCCUUCCCUGAAGCUGACAGGAGUGCAAAACUUCAUAUGAGUAUGAAGACAUUUUAUGGCGCUCGCUUCGUAGUGUCUUGGUGGAAACCGGAAGAAGAAGGGCUGAAGUCGUCCAUGGAAAUAAGAGAAACGAGUAUUACUCUGACCAACCUACAGAAUGGUACAGAGUACUGUGUACAGGUGGAAACAAUCAUCAAUACGAAUAAAAACACAGAGCCAUCUGCUUUGAAGUGCAUCUUCACCGGCAUUGUGGAACCAAGUAGAGACCCUGUUGUUUUAGGUACAGUUGCUGCCACUCUGAUUGUUGGUAUUGGUGUUGUGAUGACCUCCAUGUUUGGCCUCUACUACACUGGAUUCCUCUGUAAACUGAAGGCAACUCUACCUAGAGCACUUAUUGAGGCUCAGAGCCAAGGCUACACCCUGACACUGGAGAGGACAAUCCCUGACAAUAUCUCCAUUAGUGCAGGGAGGGAGAGACGGAGGAAGCCCUACAAUGCCACAACUCCACAACCCGCCACCAGGGGCGCCGACUCGAGUGACGAGGACGAAGACGAAGAGGGAAAGCUGUACAUGAAUAGAGGAUUUUCCUCGGGGGAAAAUUCCUGCCAGGACUCUGUUGAUGUGUCGGGGAACAGCAAGGUGUCUGCGUCAAGGGGCUCAGGCAGUUUGACAGGGGUGGGGCAGGUACCGGACACAGUGCUGGAGAUUGAGGCACCACAUGGGGGGGGGCUUGAUGAAGAUGAGCCCAAAGCUGAAGGAGCUUUCCUGUCUGAUGGAACAAUCACAGGUGAGGUGGAGGAGGAGCAGGUGUGUGAGGGCUCAGGGAAUAUCAAUCUGUUCUCAGUCACCCUCGCUGCGCUGGCUGUAUGCGAGGAAGAGGAGCACAACACAAGAGAUUCUCCCACAGACCUUUUGCAACUUUCUGAUCUGGAGCCUCUCCUGCACACACACUCACAAACUGAGUCAGAUGAUCAGACAGCCGUGGCAUUAUUGCUACCCACACAAGAAGACAUUACUGAAGGCACACUUGCGGACACUUUCUCUAGCUGUCUCAACACCUGUGAUGGUGAGAUGCGGCACGAAGAGACAAAAGAAGAAGAGGAGGAAGAUGAAGAGGAGGAAGAUGAAGAGGAGGAGGAGGAAUUCUGUGGAUACAUGCAGCACUAAUGAUGUGUUGCGCUGUGUGUGAAAAGGGGCCUGAACAAGGCUAUUUCUUGCAGCUUUUAAAGUGACAUUCAAAGAAUAAUAUAUAGUAUAGUAUAACUUGAGUGAUUUGUUUUCUGCUUUACUGAGGAUAAGGUCAUCUGUGGUGUGUCGUGCCUCUUACACACGUCUCUGUACAUCUAUGGGCAGGGAAGCUCCUCUGCUCCAUGGCUCAGGGCAAAUAGAAACAGCAUCAUUGUGGUGUCAUCUCUAAUGUCACAUCAGAGCAACAGUGGACCAUUUCUGAUGUUAUUGUUGUUUGCACUAUAGACUGUUCUCCUGUUGCAGAGCUUUACUUCGAUAUAUUUCAAUUGAAGACCAGAAGGAGAAAUCCACCUAGCAAAUCACACCCUGUUAAUGGUCAUUAAGUGCAUUCCUUUUAUUUGCGGUAACUGAAAUGUUUUAAAUGUAGUUGGCUGCUGUUGUUUUGGUGCUCUAUUUUUCUAUUUGUAAGAACAAAAGGCCAAACAAACCACAUCCAUACAGCUGUCCUGCGGCAUUGGGCUGGGUUAGGGUUAGGAAAGGCUUGAAAGCGAGUUGUUCUUGUAAACAUCUAAGUAAAAAAUAUGAAACUUUACUGAGAGCUUCGAUACAUCCCAUCCAUCCAUCUUCUCCUGCUUAUCCGUGGUCGGGUCGCGGGGGUAGCAGUUCCAGCAGAGAGCCCCAAACGUUCCUUUCCCCUGGCGACAUCAACCAGCUCUGACUGGGGGAUCCCAAGGCGCUCCCAGGCCAGCGAAGAGAUAUAAUCCCUCCACCUGGUCCUAGGUCUACCCCUUGGUCUCUUCCCAGCUGGACGUGCCUGGAACACCUCCCUAGGGAGGCGCCCAGGUGGCAUCCUAACUAGGUGCCCGAACCACCUCAACUGGCUCCUUUCGACGCGAAGGAGGAGCGGCUCAACUCCGAGUCCCUCCCUGAUGACCGAACUUCUCACCUUAUCCCUAAGGGAGAUACCAGCCACCCUGCGGAGAAAACCCAUCUCGACCGCUUGUAUCCGCGAUACAUCCCACCUAUGGAUAUAAAACUUCCCGAAAAGUCAACAUAAAAAGAUACAUUACAUUACAUUGCAUUUAGCUGACGCUUUUGUCCAAAGCGACUUACAAUAAGUACAUUCGACCAGGAAGACACAACCUUGAAGAAAACAGAAUCAUAUAAGUACAUCAGGUUUCAUAGAGCCAAACAUUUCAAGUGCUACUCAACUGGCUUUAGGUAAGCCAGUCCUUUAUUAGUAUAGAUACCUCACAUAAGCUCAAGUUAAAUAGACAUUUGGACUUGUCCCAGUAUGGCACUGUGUCACUGAACCAGCAUGAACAUUACCACGACUCUAAAACUGAAGCACAUCAUUGGAAUUGUCCACAAACUUAUCAUUUAAACCUUGAUUUUGUUUUGUUCAAAAGGCCAACUUUAAAUCUCUCAUUAAAACUCAACUCUUCAAUCAUGCACCAGUGUAUGAAUGUGUGUGUGCAUGGGUGGAUGCUAGCUUGUGUUGUAAUGGACUUUGAGUGGUUGCAAAGACUAGAAAAGGACUCAUGCUAUGGGCAAUACACUCUAUUCCAAAGUCGCAGUUUGAAAAUGAACAGUUGGUUGCAAAUGUAUUAUCUUUUCAAUUUACACACGGCAUCUAUUGCACGUCUGUCCGUCCUGGGAGAGGGAUCCCUCCUCUGUUGCUCUCCCUGAGGUUUCUCCCAUUUUUCCCUUUAAACUGUGGGUUUUCUCCGGAAGUUUUUCCUUGUACGAUGUGAGGGUCUAAGGACAGAGGGUGUCGUAUUGUCAUACUGAUAUUCUGUACAAACUGAAGUCCACUGAGACAAAUGUAACAUUUGUGAUAUUGGGCUAUAUAAAUAAACAUUGAUUGAUUGAUUGAUUGGUUGGUGCACAUCUUCUUUUUUUUUUUAAAUGUAUAAGUAUGUUGAUGUUAUUGUAUGCUAAUAACUAAAUAAGCUGCAAUAUAUUUGGUAUGCAGGCCUAGUAUUCACUGUAUAACAUGAGUAUGUGGUAUUGGAUUGGAACACAGCCUAAUGAAGGAUUGAUCAGGCAGCUGGAAAGACACCAGCAAAAAAUAAUGUUGUGAAGUUAAAUGGGAAUGUUCUGUAAAACCAUGUGUUUUCUGUUCUCACAUUGAUAUUGCAUGCGUGUGAUUAUAGAUGAAUGUUUCAGACCACUGAUGCGUCAUUCUAGAAUAAUUAUUGACUCCAUGCUUUAAAAAGUUGAAAGUUGAAAAAGGUACACAAACAGCAGUCCUAUGACUUUACUUCUUCUAGGUCACAUGAUUUCCUAUCAACAGCCUCAUCAGAUGUUACGUUCACGUAACGACGGACAAAUUCCAUUCACCUCUAGAAGCAAAGUAAAGUUGCAAGUAACAUUUUUUAUUGUGCGUUUUACAAUACAGUGGGGGGAAAUAACAUAACUUAAGAUGUAGUACUAUCACGUAUCUAAGAGAAGAUGUAGUCUUAUCACCACCUGACUUUUUAUUCGUUAUCGUUAUUUUUGUCCUCACUUUAUGUUAUCGCUGUCCAAUUAAAAAUGCCAACUUUUGUACUGAAAUAACAAAGAACAUUCCUGUAUUUAUUCAUUCUUCUAAUAAAGGAACCUAUUUCUGAAAACGCUU